Messenger RNA from Carya illinoinensis, 1291 nucleotides. RefSeq names its product RING-H2 finger protein ATL16-like. The transcript has a single exon. Bases 124 to 1152 code for a protein of 342 amino acids. Lineage: Eukaryota; Viridiplantae; Streptophyta; Magnoliopsida; Fagales; Juglandaceae. Gene Ontology annotation, molecular function: transferase activity. Gene Ontology annotation, biological process: protein ubiquitination. The record is from RefSeq and is a predicted model, not a curated record.
UCCUAAAUUAAAAUAAAAAAUCUACCUUUCUUAAUAUAUCUCUACCUCUUCGCCUCUUCUUUUUUUACAUAUCUAACAUUCAAGCCAACAAAUUUCCUUGCACUUCUUUUCUCACUCUUUGUCAUGGAUCUUGUAAUUAGCAAACGCUACCUGGCCCGUAGCUCCCAAGCUCUUUCUCCAAUUACAAGUGCUACUCCCGGAAGCUCAAUCUUUCGGUCCCCCAUGCAUUCUUCUGACGCCAGUUUCCCCAUCAUUGCCAUUGCCGUGAUAGGAAUCAUGGCCACGGCUUUCUUGCUUGUUAGCUACUACAUAUUUGUCAUCAAAUGCUGCCUCAGUUGGCAUCGUAUCGAUAUUCUAAGACGUUUUUCGCUGUCGAGACGCCGCGAGCAGCCUUCGACUGUCUACUCUCCGGGGAUGGACACUCGAGGACUUGACGAGUCUGUGAUCCGAUCAAUCCCAAUUCUGAAGUUCAAGAAAGAAGCCAAAAGCAAGGGCUUUAGAGAGAGAAGCUUUUGCGAGUGUGCAGUUUGCUUGAAUGAGUUUCAAGAGGAUGAGAAGCUUAGAAUAAUACCCAACUGUAGCCAUUUGUUUCAUAUCGAUUGCAUCGACGUCUGGCUUCAAAGCAAUGCCAGUUGCCCACUUUGCAGAACAAGUAUUUCGGUCAUAUCUCGGUUCCAAACCGAUCUAGCUCUUGCUUCAAGCCCCACCUCUGAAGACCCAACUCCCUGUACAGAUAAUCCCUUUGGUGAUGAUGAAGACUUCCUGGUAAUUGAAUUGGGUAACGAUUAUUCUCCUAAUCGAACAUUGCUUGAAACGAAACAAAGACUGAACUCAAGUGAGUUAGCGACGAGUUGCAUUAGUCCUACGCCGAGGAAGUUAGAGGACUGGAGAAUUAUGCAGAAGAAGGGACGGAAGUUUGAUAGGGUUACAAGCAUGGGUGAUGAAUGCAUUGAUACUAGAGGCAAAGAUGAACAGUUUGCAAUUCAACCCAUCAGGAGGUCUUUCUCAGUGGAUUCGUCCAGUGAUCGGCAGCUCUAUUUAGCAAUUCAAGAGGCUUUGCGACAAAACAUGCAAGUCAGUGAGGUCAGUCCUAUUGAAGGCUGUAGUAGCAGGAUACGAAGAUCCUUUUUCUCUUUUGGGCAUGGCAGUUGAUCCAGAAGUUCCAUUCUUCCUGUUUAUUCAGAACCAUAGAACUUCCUUUUUUUUUUCCUUUCUUUAUUGGGGGAGACAUAGGAAAUUGUUAAAUAGGAACAUUCAGUUGAAAUUUGAAAGAAUAGCAUUGCUUAAUCAA